AUCCACUCGGACUCAGAUGAGGGUGAUGGGGCCAUCAAGUACACCAUCUCUGGUGAGGGCGCUGGGACCAUCUUCCUGAUCGAUGAGCUGACAGGUGACAUCCAUGCCAUGGAGCGCCUGGACCGUGAGCAGAAAACCUUCUACACCCUGCGGGCCCAGGCGCGGGAUCGCGCCACCGACCGCCUGCUGGAGCCUGAGUCGGAGUUCAUCAUCAAGGUGCAGGACAUCAAUGACAGCGAGCCCCGCUUCCUGCAUGGCCCCUACAUCGGCAGCGUGGCUGAGCUCUCGCCCACAGGCACGUCGGUGAUGCAGGUGAUGGCCUCAGAUGCGGAUGACCCCACAUAUGGCAGCAGCGCCCGACUGGUGUACAGCGUGCUGGACGGCGAGCACCACUUCACGGUGGACCCCAAGACCGGUGUGAUCCGGACAGCUGUGCCUGACCUUGAUCGUGAGAGCCAGGAGCGCUACGAGGUGGUGAUCCAGGCCACUGACAUGGCGGGUCAGCUUGGUGGCCUGUCGGGCUCCACCACCGUCACCAUAGUGGUCACUGACGUCAAUGACAACCCGCCCCGCUUCCCACAGAAGAUGUACCAGUUCAGCAUCCAGGAGUCAGCCCCCAUCGGCACGGCCGUGGGACGAGUGCAGGCCGAGGACUCGGACGUGGGCGAGAACACCGACAUGACUUACCACCUCAAGGAGGAGAGCGGCAGCGGUGGCGACGUGUUCAAGGUCACCACGGACAGUGACACUCAGGAGGCCAUCAUUGUAGUGCAGAAGGCCCAGGAACCAGGAGCCAAAACCGCAAACUCAGCAGUCCCAGGGAGAAGGGGAAGGAGGGGUGAGGUGUCUACUCCCUGUCAUCGGCCAGCCUUUGUCGGCCGCGCAGCCUCGCGCGCCCCCACCCACGUUAUCAGCGCCGGGAAGCGGCGGCCAGCGCUGGCGGGGCCUCUCUGGGCCGCCGCCGCCCGAGACAUGUCAACUGAAAAGCUGCAGAUUAGCUCGCUCGGGCUGCGCAGGCGGGAGGAGCCUGUGGCCACGGCACCCGCGCGGGCCCGUGUCCCUGGCGGUCCCUCUGGCAGCGAGGUGGGGGGACGUGGCCUGGGCUCCAGCUGGCCCCGGGGCACUUUCGGUCAGCCCCGCCCUGCCUCCCGCAGGUACGCCAUCGACCGCGAAUCGGAUUUGGACCAGAUCUUCGAUAUCGAUGCGGACACAGGCGCCAUCGUGACGGGCAAGGGGCUGGACCGCGAGACGGCCGGCUGGCACAACAUCACGGUGCUAGCCAUGGAGGCGGACAAUCAUGCCCAGCUAUCCCGGGCAUCCCUAAGGAUCCGAAUCCUGGACGUGAAUGACAAUCCCCCGGAACUGGCCACACCCUAUGAGGCAGCUGUGUGUGAGGAUGCCAAGCCAGGCCAGCUCAUCCAGACCAUCAGUGUGGUGGACAGAGAUGAGCCCCAGGGCGGACACCGGUUCUACUUUCGCCUGGUGCCUGAAGCACCCAGCAACCCUCACUUCUCUCUGCUGGACAUCCAAGACAACACAGCGGCCGUGCACACGCAGCACGUGGGCUUCAACCGGCAGGAGCAGGACGUGUUCUUCCUGCCCAUCUUGGUGGUGGACAGCGGGCCGCCCACGCUGAGCAGCACGGGCACGCUCACCAUCCGCAUCUGCGGCUGUGACAGCUCCGGCGCCAUCCAGUCCUGCAACACCACGGCCUUUGUCAUGGCCACCUCCCUCAGCCCCGGCGCCCUCAUCGCCCUCCUGGUCUGCGUCCUCAUCCUGGUCGUGCUGGUGCUGCUGAUCCUCACCCUCAGGCGCCACCACAAGAGCCACCUGAGCUCGGACGAGGACGAGGACAUGCGGGACAACGUCAUCAAAUACAACGACGAGGGCGGCGGGGAGCAGGACACGGAAGCCUACGACAUGUCGGCGCUGCGGAGCCUCUACGACUUCGGCGAGCUCAAGGGCGGCGAAGGGGGCGGCGGCGGGGGCCCGGGCGGGGCCGCGGGGCCGGGCGGGGGCGGGGGCGCGAGCGCGGGCAGCCCCCCGCAGGCCCACCUGCCCUCCGAGCGCCACUCGCUCCCGCAGGGCCCGCCGAGCCCCGAGCCGGACUUCUCGGUGUUCAGGGACUUCAUCAGCCGCAAGGUGGCGCUGGCGGACGGGGACCUGUCGGUGCCGCCCUACGACGCCUUCCAGACCUACGCCUUCGAGGGCGCGGACUCGCCGGCCGCCUCGCUCAGCUCGCUGCACAGCGGCUCGUCGGGCUCC
Messenger RNA from Carlito syrichta (Philippine tarsier), 2265 nucleotides. It is a transcript of the gene CDH22, whose product is annotated as cadherin 22. Gene Ontology annotation, cellular component: catenin complex; adherens junction; plasma membrane. The transcript has 13 exons. Gene Ontology annotation, molecular function: cadherin binding; calcium ion binding. NCBI's taxonomy places the organism in Eukaryota, Metazoa, Chordata, Mammalia, Primates, Tarsiidae. The record is from RefSeq and is a predicted model, not a curated record. Gene Ontology annotation, biological process: homophilic cell-cell adhesion; cell morphogenesis; multicellular organism development. The annotation marks the transcript as partial.